AUGAAAGACAAAUGGGAGAAUGAUGGAAGGAAGGAGUUUACUGAAGAUCAGAGGAAGAAUGGUGAGCUUUGUUAUAACUGGAGCCCAUCACUCCUGACUGAAUGCAAUUUUUAAGGCAUGUCAGCCUAUAUAUGUAUAAACAUGCAAAUAUCCUGUGCAUGGAUACUUCAAAGCCUCUUGCUUAAAAUGAAGUCUUAUGCCAAUUUUGAAUUCUUCAGUGAAGCCUCACUCCAGUCAACAAUAAUUUCCACUAACAAACUGUCUUUUUUUUUUUCAAUUUUGAUAGUGAAUGGAAAGAAUGGCGAUCACUGGUUUUCAGUUACUGUUUGUGUUGGUAGGUAAAAUUUUUAGACCAAACAAAAGAGAUGGCAGUAAUAGUCUCUUAGUAUGCAUUACAGCCCUUCAACUAAGACAAUUGUUGGUAGUAAGGAAGAUGAAAACUAAGGACUUCUGUGAGUUUGAUAAAGUUUCAAUAUAGAAGGUUAUAUUUGUACUUGUGACACUGAUAUAGUCUCAAUUAGAUGCCUUUUCUUUUACCAAAUUUCUGUUAGUUGCAUCAUUUAGGGUUAGAUUCAAAGUUUCUUGGUAUUUAUUAUUCAAUAACUGUGAACAUGCCAUCUGUUCCAGUUCAAUUACUCAAAAGAAAGUUCAUGUAUCAAAUGUUAUAAAUGUACUUGUGACACUGAUGUAGUCCUAAUUAAAUCAGAUUCCUUUUUUUACCAAAUUUCUGUUGGUUGCAUCAGUUAGGGUUAGAUUCAAAGUUUCUUGGUAUUUAUUAUUUAAUAACUGUGGACAUGCCAUCUAUUUCAGUUCAAAUACUCAAAAUACAAUAAAAAUUAUUCUCUUUGUCCAAUCAUUGAGCACCUCUUGCUGUGUACAACAGAAGCCCAUCAGAAUAUGAAGCUUUACAUGGCUUGAGGAUUUUACAGCUGCCAAAUUCCAAAAGCCUGAGGCAGGCAAUCAAAGAUGACUCAGUAAAUCCUAGUAUUGAUGAAGAGUACCUCCUUGGCCAAUACAAAAUCUAUGCCAACUUCCAAAAGAACAGAGAAGAAGAAGGACACCACAAAUCAUUAGCACUUCAAGUCUUGAUGUGGAAUGAAGUCAAGGUGAACACGUAAUUGGAAAUUAGUACAACAUCUUGAAGUUAAGAGUAAGUAAAUGUUUAUCUGUGAAAGUAUAACUUUAACCACAGUGUGUUACAUCAAUAUAUUAGAGAUCCUUAGUGGAAUGAUGGACUCCUGACACAAGAUAAUAACUCCACUAAUAAUGACUUAUUUAGUUGCUUAUGAGCAUUAUUCUCUUAAAAAUUAGAACCUUCAGAAAUAAGGUACAUGACUCUUAUGAGUAAUUUAAAAUUUCUAUUUGUUAUAAUAUAGAUCCAAAUGAAAGUUACACAGAACCUGAAAGGAGCUAGCAUGACUGGCCUCAGUGCACCUGAAGAUGAGUUAAAGGUGCCCCAUGAUGUAUUCAGUGCAACAGUCCAGCCUGGUGCACAAAAAGCUUCAUUUAUAGUUCAAUUUCUUUGGUAA
Pocillopora meandrina is the source of this 1529-nucleotide messenger RNA. NCBI's taxonomy places the organism in Eukaryota, Metazoa, Cnidaria, Anthozoa, Scleractinia, Pocilloporidae. The record is from the annotation of a GenBank genome assembly.